Molecule: messenger RNA, 975 nt
Organism: Punica granatum (pomegranate)
Lineage: Eukaryota; Viridiplantae; Streptophyta; Magnoliopsida; Myrtales; Lythraceae
Source: RefSeq, a predicted model, not a curated record
ACUUUUCACAGCAUCUUUUAAUUCAUUUCUCACAUGACAUCUUCCUCCCCCAAUCUCUCUGCCUCAUCAGUCUCGAAAAAUCUCGUAAUGGAGGCCGAGAGACCGGUUUCGCGGAUCGACAGAAAGUCGUCGAUCGAGAGCGAGCCGAGGACAUUGAGCUUGCGGCAGAUGGAGCGCGCGCGGGAGGCGGCGCUCAUCGUGUUAAACACGAGAAGCAUAGAAGACGCCAUGAGCAUCUUCACCGAGGCACAUAGCAGGGAGGGAGGCGACGUACGGAGCGCCUCCAAGAAAAGGGGAGGUGCCACUGCAUCGACCAUUGGGGGGGUGCUAGCCACGUCGAGGGUGGGUUGAGCAGGUGAGCCCCCAAAGAUAGUCCCCCACUGCUGGGGUCAUGGUCCUCCAUUGAUGGUCGAUUCCGCCGGCCAGGCUUUUCUUUCGACUUCGGGCUUGUUCUGAUGCUUGCAUAUGGGCCCAUGUAUGCCGGACUUCUGUUUCGUGUUUUAGCAUCGAGCUUUUAGUGGGCUGAUUAUAUCGGUUUUCAACCGUUUGCUAGUUCGUUUAUGGUCUGCGCUGAGACUAGCUAAAGAUUUGUUCCCCUAAUCCGAAUUUAGUUACCUAAAAGUUGCAACUAUUUUUGUUUUUAGUACAAGUUUAUCAAUUAAUUUGGUCGUUGAUUCAGCUGACAAUUGCUUUUGGAUGGUGGUUCUGUCCGUGUUCAGGGUUUACAGCCGGUACUGAGGGUGGGGAAUCGAAUGGGACCUGAGUCAUACUAUUACGACCACAUAGACGAUAAGCUUCUUGGAUCAGAACCGAGAGAUGUCGCCACCGCACCUUUCUAGUCUCGAGUCCGGCCUCAGAGAUGAGGUGGUUGUAAAUUUUUUCCCCCAUUAAUUUUGCAGUUGCACUAUCUGUACAGAUCGUCUUUUUGUCUCAUUUUUCCUUCAAUGGGAAAUUUUCCGAUAUGCUUUUGGACCA